AUGACGACCGACCGGGUCGAGCACAAGCUGUUCCCGAGUUUGGAGCUGUCGGUCGCUGCGAAAGCCGACCUGCAGGCUCUUGUCCUGUCGUUCGUGAACGAACACCUGCCACACUUUACGGAAUACACUGCCGACCAAAGUCGGCGAGUGAACUCGAGUCGGUGGAAACUCCUCAAGACUCGAGACGCCGUCCGCGUGUACGCCGAGCGACCCACUCGGCACUCGACCCCCAACUCCGUGCUCGAUGCCGACAUUAGCGAGCCCCAGUUGCCCGUGCUGUUGUGCGAGGGGGCGAUCCCUGGCAAGCUCGAGGACGUCAUGUUUGGCGUGAUGAGUCCCACGCUCGAGCUCAUCCGCGUGAACUCGACGUACGUGGACGGCGUGAGCAACGCGGCCGUGCUGUCUUCGAUCGUCGAGCCCACGGCGGACGAGCCGUUGCAGUCGCUCGUCCUCAAGUGGACACAGAUUCAACUGCCGCUGCACUCGACGACGUGGGUGAAGAAUCGGGAUUUCGUCUACAUGGAGGCCACGGGCCUUUUCGUCCUCGAGGACGGCCAACGCAUUGGCUACAACGUGUUGCACUCGAUCGACGUGGCCGAAGUGCCCCGGUUGCCAAACCGCGUGCGGGGGCGCUGUCACGUCUGUGCUUUCUAUCGCCAGGACCACGACCUGUCGGUGGAAACCUAUGCCACGAGCAUCAACGACCCAGGCGGCUCGGUCCUGACGUCGCUCAUGCUGCAGCCACUGAGCUCACUGCUCUUAUCGUGCACGCAACUCGCCCACUGCGGCGAGAUGAAGAAGCUCGCGUGGAUCAUGCGGCUCCGAAACGAACAGAAGGGGCGCAGGGGCGUGCGACGCGACGACGACAAGUGCGUGAGCUGUGCACAGCCCGUUGGCCACAGUCGCAUGGGCCAACUGAGCUCCACGCGCGGGUCGUGCAAACUGUGCUUCCAUGCAGUCUGUCGCUCGUGCCGCGUGCGCAAGCGCCUGACGUUCCUGCAACCGGAUUUCAAGCUCGACAAGCGCAAGGUCACGUUCUGCUCGGGUUGCAUAAAGGCAGCGCUCGAGACCAGUGCGUUGCAAGUUGCACGGGAGCAGUUGCUGGCGCAUGCAGUGCCAGAUCGCCGUUCCUACAGUUUCACGUCGUCGUCCGACGAAUGA
Molecule: messenger RNA, 1161 nt
Organism: Hyaloperonospora brassicae
Lineage: Eukaryota; Oomycota; Peronosporomycetes; Peronosporales; Peronosporaceae
Source: the annotation of a GenBank genome assembly